AGAACGUACGGGUCGCUGGACAUUGGAAAUGUAGCGAAUUCACUUCCUCGAUGUAGUAGGAUCAAGUAGGAUAAAGCUCAUUAAUAUUCUUUGAGUUUGUCUAAAAGAACUAGCACAUUUUCAACUAAAAAUAACGGCAUUUUGGAUGCAGUCGUAGCUGUUUUUUACUGUUCCACUUUUAACAUGGCCGAAGCCGAUGUUGAUUCGUCAAAACGUGAAAUGACAGAUGAUGCGGUUGCGGCGAGUCCUUACCCUCCUGUUUCGGACCUCAGAAGCGUUCUGGUAACAAGUGUUUUGAAUUUAGAGAAGCUUGACACCGACCUUUACAGAGGAAAACAUCACUGGAUUCCACGGACUCGCCGCCUUUUUGGUGGCCAAAUUGUGGGACAGGCUUUAGUAGCCGCUGCCAAGUCCGUUGGUGAUGAUGUCUACGCUCAUUCGCUGCAUUGUUACUUUGUAAAAGCAGGAGAUCCUAAAGUUCCAGUGCUUUACCAGGUUGAACGAACACGAAAUGGCCAUAGUUUCUCCAUUAGGUCAGUGAAGGCCAUCCAGCAUGGUCAACCUAUCCUAAUAUGCCAAGCAUCCUUUCACAUGCAGCAGCCCAGUCCACUGGAGCACCAGUUCACCAUGCCCAGUGUUCCUUCACCUGCUGCUCUGCUCACAGUGGAGGAACUGAUCCAGCAAUACCUUAGUGACCCAAAUGUGGCUGAUGUUACCAAGCAGGGUUUGAACAAGAUAUUGGCAGAUGAGGUUCCUAUCGAGAUCAAACCGGUGAAUCCACCUGAUGUUUAUAGGCAUCUUGCCAUGGAACCCAAAAAGCUGUUCUGGGUCCGAGCAAAGGGACAUAUAGGAGAGGAUGACAUGAAACUGCACUGUUGUGUUGCUGCCUAUGUGUCAGACUACUCUUUCCUUGGCACUACACUGCAGCCUUUCCCCAAGCACAGGGUCCAGUUCGCAGCCUCCCUGGAUCAUGCCAUGUGGUUCCACAAUACAUUCAGAGCAGACCAGUGGAUGCUGUAUGAAUGUGAAAGUCCUUGGGCCGGCGGUAGCAGAGGACUGGUACAAGGCCGCUUGUGGAGAGAAGAUGGUGUUCUUGCAGCUUCUUGUGUGCAAGAGGGACUGUUAAGAGUGAGAGAUGUGACUCAGAGUAAAUUGUAGAUGACUUUGGAAAACUUGAAUUUUAGGUGUUGUUGCCAUUCCUCCAUAUACUUUGUAUGCAGUGGAAUGAGGUGUCCUUUCGUUUGGUCCAUGGUCCUACAUACAACAGUACGGUAUACUGGACUACAUAAGUGUGAAAAUCUGCAUAAGACCAUCCUAUGAAAGAUUUAAGUAUCUCUGUAAUUUCCCCCAUAAAACAUGUUAUUUUAACUGAU
This is a messenger RNA of Electrophorus electricus (electric eel), 1373 nucleotides long. It is a transcript of the gene acot8, whose product is annotated as acyl-CoA thioesterase 8. Gene Ontology annotation, cellular component: peroxisomal matrix. The record is from RefSeq and is a predicted model, not a curated record. Gene Ontology annotation, molecular function: fatty acyl-CoA hydrolase activity. Gene Ontology annotation, biological process: fatty acid catabolic process; acyl-CoA metabolic process. NCBI's taxonomy places the organism in Eukaryota, Metazoa, Chordata, Actinopteri, Gymnotiformes, Gymnotidae.